Dendronephthya gigantea is the source of this 951-nucleotide messenger RNA. RefSeq lists its product as uncharacterized. Lineage: Eukaryota; Metazoa; Cnidaria; Anthozoa; Malacalcyonacea; Nephtheidae. The record is from RefSeq and is a predicted model, not a curated record. The transcript has a single exon. The coding region runs from base 1 to 951 and encodes 316 amino acids.
AUGGAGGCAUUAGCUCGUGCAAACGACGGAGUCGCACGGUACACGGUUAACGGAGUAAAGGGCCCAUCCUGGCUUUCACAGCUUAGUCACUUCGACUUGGUAAAUAGUAUCGCCAUUGAUUACAUGCAUGGCGUUCUUUUGGGUACGCAAAAAUUACUUUUGACACUUUGGUUCAGCUCUAAAUUCUCGAAAACGCAGUUCAGUAUAUCUUCGAAAGUACAACUAGUAGACGCUAGAUUGCGUCAAAUUUCACCCACGUCUGAAAUUAAACGACUUCCACGAUCGAUAGAAGAGCAUGUAAAAUAUUGGAAAGCAAGUGAACUUCGCUCGUUUCUUUUAUAUUAUGGCCUUCCUGUUUUGUAUGGCAUUUUACCAGAUAAUUAUUUUAAUCACUAUGCCCUAUUCGUCCAAGCUCUUUACAUACUUCUAAAAGAUUCAAUAUCGGACGCCGAACUUAAUGAAGCCGAAAGACUAAUUUACAAUUUUUGCAAAUCGUUUUCACUUCUUUAUGCAGAACGUUUUUACACGCUGAAUGUUCACCAGUUACUGCAUUUAGCUGACGAUGUAAAGGAACUCGGACCGCUCUACACGCACAGCUGUUUCACAUUUGAGGAUAAAAAUGGAUUCAUUUUGAAACUUAUUCAUGGCACACAAUGUAUUGAUAAACAAAUUUUUUCUGCAGUCACAUUAACCCAAAAGUUGCCUGAACUCCGGCGCAAAUGUUUGCCCAAAGAUUCAGAGAUGGAAUCCCUUUACUUAACUUUAACGCGUUCCUCUAAAUCAAAGUUUAGAACAGAAAUUCUUCCCCAUAUAUAUGCAAUCAGCUCUACCUAUCAAACAGUGUUGACAGAUGCGGAAUUUAAUGCUUUGAGUACUUUUAUGGGUUCAGCAUUCUCUGACAGAUCUCGCACCACUCAAGUUUGUCAUGGCGGCGAUAGGAAGCCUUUGUAA